UCGUACAAAAAGCACCCACCAUUCUUCGAAAAAUUCACAGCAAGAAUCUGCCGACUGCUCCUCUUUUAGAAACCUCAACAGGACAACUUUUAUUCACAAGUUUCGUCUUUCUAAUUCCUACAAUUUUUUGGCUGCAGUGAACAAAUGGCAAACAGGAAGAAUUCUUCAACCACCAUCACAAUUGACUCCCCACUGGAAAAAGCGCCAUCUUCUUCAACAGCAGCAACUGUCUCCAAAGCAUUGCCUUCACAUUAUGUGCACGAGGUUGAACGUUUUCUCAUCCGCAAGGGAAUUUCGGGCCCUCUCGCUGAAAAUACAGAUCCUUGGAUUUCUAUUCCCAUCUCUUUCGCCAUCUUCUUAAGGUCAGCCAUGUCUACAAUGGCCGCGUCUCUUGCUUCUUCUCUGUCCUACCGGUUUUCACCACUCUGUUUUCCAUUCCUGGAUUAUAGAAUAUUUGCAGUGGACUACAUGAGGAGUAAUUGAAGCUAUAGCAGGGAGAAUGGCAGUUGCUUGCGCUAGAGCAGUACGGGCAGGGGACCAGGAACUCUUUCUUGGCGAAUUGAGCAUGUCUUAUCUCUCUGCUGCUCCACUAACUGUGAGUUUCUCUGUUUCUCAUUUGUUUCAUCUAUAGUUCGGUUUUCAUCAAUAGAAUCGAGUUAAAUUACUAGUUUGAAAAUUCCUUGGUGAUUCAAACAAAAGAGAGCUUUUAUUUUCUGUGUAACUCGAUUUAAAAUGAAAAAGCAGAGAGGAGGAUGAGGAGAAAGUAUUUGCCAUGUAACCCUGGCAAAGAGAAACUUCACAAGCCACGAAGUCACAUCCCCUCCAGCACCUGCCACGCAAAUUCUCUCUCUCUCUCUCUCUCUCUCUUUCACUUCUCUUAUAUUCUUUCACUCUUCUUCAUCUUCUUGUGCUUCUGUAUAACCCCUUAGUAGCUGCUGGCAAGCGGCCAUAAGGAAACAUCAUCCAUUCAAUGGUUGAUGGGGUGCGCGUUAAGGUGCUUUCGACUA
Messenger RNA from Hevea brasiliensis (rubber tree), 1007 nucleotides. RefSeq lists its product as uncharacterized. Lineage: Eukaryota; Viridiplantae; Streptophyta; Magnoliopsida; Malpighiales; Euphorbiaceae. Bases 145 to 483 code for a protein of 112 amino acids. The transcript is spliced from 2 exons. The record is from RefSeq and is a predicted model, not a curated record.